Populus euphratica (Euphrates poplar) is the source of this 1827-nucleotide messenger RNA. Its product is annotated as glucose-6-phosphate isomerase, cytosolic 2B-like. Gene Ontology annotation, cellular component: cytosol. Gene Ontology annotation, molecular function: glucose-6-phosphate isomerase activity; carbohydrate derivative binding; monosaccharide binding. Gene Ontology annotation, biological process: glycolytic process; gluconeogenesis; glucose 6-phosphate metabolic process. The record is from RefSeq and is a predicted model, not a curated record. The transcript is spliced from 7 exons. The coding region runs from base 116 to 508 and encodes 130 amino acids. Lineage: Eukaryota; Viridiplantae; Streptophyta; Magnoliopsida; Malpighiales; Salicaceae.
UAGAUCCUCUGCAGUUGCCAAGCAUGUGGUCGCAGUGAGCAUUAAUCUUGUGGUAUAGCGAAUUCAUUUUGUCUGCACUCUCAUAUUCUUCAGACUUUGGGAUAGUUGAAGUUCUAUGUUUGGGGAAAAGUUUGGCAUCGAUCCUAUUAAUGCUUUUGCAUUCUGGGACUGGGUUGGUGGCAGAUUUAGUGUUUGCAGUGUUGUUGGUGUGUUGCCUUUGUCUCUCCAAUAUGGUUUCUCAAUUGCUGGGAAGUUCUUGAAAGGAGCACAAAGCAUUGAUCAGCAUUCAUAUUCUGCACCAUUUGAAAAAAAUCUACCUCCUGGAAAAAUUGAAUUUGGCGAACCAGGAGCAAAUGGCCGUCAUAGCUUUUAUCAACUAAUUCACCAGGUCUGGAUGGAAAGUAAUAGCAAUGGAGCAUCUAUUGAUGGUGCAUUAUUUCCUUUGAGACUAGAGAAAUUGAAUUUGACAAACCAGGAGCAAAUGGUCGGCAUAGCUUUUAUCAAAUAAUUCACCAGGUAGUUUUGUAGGGUGCUUGGGGACUAAUGUGGGUGUUUUCUACUCUUGGAUCUAUAGAGAAAGGUUUAAAACCUUUUAUGAAAUCCUCUGAAGGCUUUUACAUGAGAGCAAAUGAAAAAGUUGAACGUUCUUUUACAAAUGAGUGUUCCUGUCAAGGCUGACUGGGUUGGCCACUUUUUAGAUAUCGUUAGAGCAUUUACGAUGUUAACAUUGCCUAAGAUUACCUAGACAUGUUGAGGGGGUGCAUGGCUUUCGAUCGGACCUACUAUUGCUUAAUUUGAAGAUUUGUAACUUUAUAUUUAAACAUUUGAAAAUGUCCACCCAAAUAGUGUAAUGUCUGAAACUGUGGUUUUGACUAGCUAAGAACUAGAUGCUGUAGAGAUCUAUGGAGAAAAUAAGAUGUAAAAAUUCAUUAUUAAAGAUAUAGGGUUGUAAAAAGGGUGUUUCUCGAUCAAAUGAUGGUGAGUUCAGCCUUUAGGAUGGUUAUAAGCAUCACAUUCAGUAGUUUAAAGGUGCCUCCUUGAUCAUCUAAAAAACUGAAGAAGAAGCAAAGUACCUUGAAUGAUGUUGUUUUGACUAAUUCCUAUAUAUUAGGAUUUUUAUUUUUAUUUUUGAUAUGUCAAAGUUCAAUUCAAUCUCUUAUGUUUUGAUUUCAUUCUAUUUUAUCAUUUAUUUUCCUUUAUUUUCUAAUUUCAUACAAUUGUGUCCCUAUCAACUUCAAUUGUCACCCUCAAAUCCGAACGCCUUUUAAAGUUGGUCAUUGUUUUCUGAUUUGUUCGAUUACGCUCAUAAGUGACCACUAAAAUUUUAAUUUUUUCGAUUUAACCCUUGAUUUCUUCUUGUUCUAGUCAUUAAAGUUGCACGUAUUUUGCAAAUUUAACCCCCCUGAUUUCUCUUGACUACACAUUUAGAAUAAAACAUAUAACAAACCUCCCUAUCAUAAUAGACAUUUCUACCUAUUUGAACUCCAAUAACCUAUAGAUCAAGAGCAAGUUCGUACUCAUAUAGUGUUGGUUGUCCAUGGGUGGAAUCAAACCUUGUCAAAGUCUUGCACCUGUGACAUCCCCACCCCUAGAAGGGGUUCUUCCUAAUGUGGUUACAUAAUCUCCUUGGAAGAGGUUCUAUCUAGAGCAAUGAUGUAAUCUCCUUAGAAAAUGUUCUCUUUAGUGCCAUAAAAUUGCUUUUCAAAUGAUGGAUUAAAGAGUUCCUUAAAGUUUAACAAAUCACCUCAUGAUAUAUUAUAUUUGAUAUAAAGUAAGUUUAUUUUUAAAUUAAAAUAAUUGUAUCUUCAACAUAUAUUUCCUAUCUAC